UAACCUCCAACAUGGCGGCGAGAGGCCAUGUGCAAGACCCUAACGACCGGAGACUUAGACCCAUUUACGGUAACAAUUCGCAGGGAAACAGCACAUCUGUGUCUGGUUAAAUGUGUUGUCAUUGUUUAUCGAUGUACCGGAGUGGUCGUCUGAUCAGUAACUUGUGUCCCGGACUCGGUGGGCAGCACCAGGGCCCCCGAAGUCCCAGCCCCGGACUCAAUUCGCCUGCAGCGCCGAAUGACAGUGCACCUUGGCUUGAGUGGAUGUCAGCACAAUUCUGACAGCGCACAACUGCAGACAUUUUGCCCAUCGUUAUUCAAUGCACGGUGAAACAUCUUUGCUUUGAACGACACCCUAAAAGAGUUUCAGCGAUCAUUCUCUCCCACUUACUAAAUUCAGUUCUCCUUUAUUUGACAGCUAGCUAGUUAACUAAAGGUUAGCGGUGUUGGCUAGCCAUUUUAGCAUGCAGAAACCGUGAUGGAUCUGAGCCGUAACGUUAUUACAAAUAGUUUUGUAUGCGACAGAAAUAUCAGUAACUAUGCCUAACUAACGUUUAGCUAACUAGUUAGUUGGUCAGAUACACCUGGGUGUAUUAGUUGCACAAAUUGGUCAGAUGCAUUUUACCGUUAGCUAACUAACGGUAGGUAGCUAGUAAAGAAUGCAAUGGUUUGGCUGGUAACGUUACAGAGGCAAUAGUUGUGAUGCUAGCUGGUUAGCUUGAUUUUUAUUAGCGGGUGUUUUUGAUUUCGUGUCUCACUCUGAUGCUGAUACCAACUCUGUUAACUCAUCGGUUAGCUAGCUACAAAGCAGGAAGGCUAUAGCUGGUUAGCCUGCUGUUAUGUGUCAGAUGGGUAUAAGAGGAUUAAGGUUGGCUAGCUUGAUAUGCCUGGUUGUGUUGUAGCCUUUGAUUUGAGACAUUCGAUGACAUUCUAGUGACGUGUUUCAUCAUACAGAUAGCUAGCUAGAUCCAGUUAGAUUUAUUUUCAUACUGCUCUAAUUACAUGCACCGUUGUUGAGACAUCUGUUUGGUCUCUCAGCUUUCUCUCUGUUUCCCAUUCCUCAAAUGCUCUGCUGAAAUCAUGUAGAGUUGAUUAUCAUCACUUGACAGAGGCUGUCAAUGAGUGGACACUGAACACAAUGAAAAUAUAGCUGUUUAUGAAGAAUAGGAAACCCUGAUGGCCAACACGAGACAUAUUGAUGUAGGCGUAGCUGUCAUUUGGGCUGAUGACAUUGUGUAGCUGUAGAGCACUUUGUGUCUGUCUUGCAGGGUUAAUUUUGGCAUCCAGCUGUCCUGAAGUCUAGACCCCAACUUGCCCUGUUAAAGGGACUGUGUGCGUGCUUGUCUUGGUGUGUGCAUUGAAAAAAAGAAGAAGCUAAAUUAGCAUGACAAGCUGAAUUACAUAUAAAAGCCUUUGAAAAAAAAAAAAAGCUUAUGGUACGCUCAGUUGACAUUUCAGAGAUACGCUUUCAGAGAUACGCUACAUAAAACACAUGAAUUUUUCAUGAAUAUAAAAAGCGUAUACUAAAAUAAAGAAAUACUACAUGUCAUGUCUCAAAAUCGAUAUCUAUCUAACCUCUAUAUUGUUUUAUGUCCUGCUUAUUCGAGUUCAACGGGAAAGUGAGCCUGUCAGGUAGCCUUUAUUCUCUCACAGCAUCCAGCCUAGCUGACGCGAUGCUCUGCUGUGCAAUUGUCCUUAUUUUCAAUUAUUUUUUUCUCGUUUUAGUAAGCCUAAUUUUGGCCAUCCUACAAGGGUAAAAACUCCAAUAACUUUUGAAAGGUUAUUAUGAUAGGCACAUGAGGUUUGGACCAUUGGUUGUUUUAGAGGAUUAUUUACACAAUUCACAUAUUUUACCCAUUGGUCAAAAUAUGUGUUUUUGAUUGGACAUCCUCCGUUUUACGUGUAUGUGUUAUACUACUGUAUGGAGUAGGUUGACUGAUUCUGUAAUGUCAUCUCCCGUCAGACUACCUGGACAAUGGCAACAACAAGAUGGCGAUCCAGCAGGCUGACAAAUUGCUGAAGAAACACAAGGACCUGCACUGUGCCAAGGUGGGUGGGACUCUGGCUCUGGGCUGUAUUUAGGACCCAAGAUGGAGCCCAGAGUUUUUCCUGCUCUGGUCAAAAACUCCUCGCCACCAGCUGUAAGUUAAGUUGGGUUAAUGACUGAAGGAGAGACGAGGACUUAUAUCCAAAACUGACCCCCUAGGUCUUACCUAAAACCGUGCCCCUAACCUCUACCCCCUAUGAUGAUGGUGGUGGCAUGUUACUCAGGCAGAUCUCCCUCUCCCCAGGUGUUGAAAGCCAUCGGUCUGCAGCGAACAGGGAAACAGGAUGAAGCAUUUAGCCUGGCCCAGGAGGUGGCGACCCUGGAACCCACCGACGACAACUCAUUACAGGCUCUCACUAUACUGUACAGGGAGAUGCACCGCCGUGAGUACGCGCACACACACACACACAUUUGUUUUACUAUCCUUGUGGGGACCAAACAAUUGAUUCCCAUUCAAAAUCUUAUUUUCCCUAACCCUUAACCUAACCCCUAACCCUAAUUGUAACCCUAAACCUAACAUGAUAUUUUUCCUUGUGGGGACCAGCAAAAUGUCCCCACUUUUCCAGAUUGUUCUUGUUUUACUAUCCUUUUGAGUACUUCUGGUCCCCACAAGGAUGGUAAAACCAAAAACACACACACAUCCACCCCCCCCCCCCCCCCCCCCCCCCCCCAAACACAGAACUCUGUGAAAUAUCUUUAAAGCGCCCCCAUACACUGUACGAUUUUAGCUGUCUUAUGCCAUGAUUCUUUCCGUCCCAGACAAAAUGUCCACUUCGUAGGCAAAUUGUUAGGUCGUAAACGAUUGUUGGACGUCUUUGCUCGUUCAGAGUGACAGGGUCUAGGUCUGCCGAUUUUAAGUACCACUGCGUGCGGUUGUAAGCUCCGACAAAGUUCUGGCAGUGUCAGAAUUGUUUUGCAUUUAUCGUGUAGUGUGGCUGGUGUUACAAGCCGAUCCCGGUGACUGACCAAUAGGAAUACGUCCGGCACUAAGUAUGCACAUUAUUGUGAAUAGUCAGAUUAAUAUAAUAGUUUGAUUUAAACGUUUACAUGCUGUGCAAAAAUAACGAUUUCCCUAAUAAUCUGAAAUCAGGCUACCUGAUGGGAUUUUGAUAAAUGCACCAAAUCGCCAAUCAAAAUAAAUGUACCACAGCGACCAUGUUAUUUUAAGGAAGCCUAUUUGAUUCUGAGUUCGGACAUAUAAAGUUUGUAUGUGAAAACUCUGCAUACUUUCAUUUUUUCCGUACUCGAGCAUAAGCUGGUGCUGGCACAUGCGCAGAUCAAAUACACCGCUACAGUUGACAGUUGACAUAGCCUACGUCGGCAGAAUGUGGUGACAGAACUGAAGCAAAUCGUACAAGCUGGCCAGGUUGAUAUCAAUAUUUUUAUUUAGUUACAUUGCACAGUGUGACGUGAUGAUUGUAAAAGACUGAAUCCAACAUAGUCUGCAAAGGCCUUAGAUGCUGUGAUGGUGUUGAGUCUUCCCCAUCCCUCCUCUGUCUGUAGCUGAGUUGGUGACUAAGCUGUAUGAAGCUGCGGUGAAGAAGGUUCCCCUCAGUGAAGAGUAUCACUCUCACCUGUUCAUGGCCUACGCCCGUGUUGGAGAGUACAAGAAGAUGCAGCAGGUCAGAAAACACACGCAGACACAUACACACACACACACACACUUCCCCAGCUUUUCCACAAACAUUAAAUACAACUGCUUUAACCUAUUCAUGUGUGAGUUCCAGUUGCCCCAGCGUGAGUUUUUUUUGCGCGUGAUGUCAAAAUGCACUCACUGUUCCAAAAUGUCCAUUUGAAAUGAUUUUCUAACAAGUUUUAUUUUCUAACAGUUUAAAUUGAGGUGUGUUCCGCCUCCUCAUUAAUUCACAUAAGAAGUAGCCCAUUUCACUGUUGAGGACAAUUUAUGUUUGAGGCUUUACUGAGCAGGACAAACUUCUCUCUUCAACGAGAGCCCAAGCACUUCCCCAGGGUUUCCCCAGAUCAAGUAUGAAGACAUUGCGCAUCUCUAGUCAGAACAGGCCUUGCACAAACCUAUUCCCCCGGCACAUUUUCUGGCUGGCGCCCGCAUUGCGUUCAUUGUUGUUUUCCUUACAAAUUGGACUUUGGACAUGUGUGUGUUCCUAUCAAAGUAAGUGCCUUAUUUUCUGUAUAUCGUGUUGUCGUUGCUACUGUAGCAUAUCGUAUGUAUGGAUCAUAAUGUAUUUACUGUUUUAUUUACAUGUUUUCAAGUACUGGUGAGAAAUCAUGCGUUCCGAUUCUUGCAUAGAUUGUAAUGGACACAUAUGAUGUGUGUAAAAUACUUUUUUGAAGGUUGUACUGAUUAUGAUGAGCUAAUGCUAAGCUAUUUGAUAGCUAUGUGUGCCGCCAUGUUUGUUGACAUCAUACAUUCUGGUUGCCACGUUAAGCGUCUGUCAGACCAAAGAUGUUAUAACAAGGGAUAGUCCACUAGACUGACUUGUGGUGCUUUCAAGACAACUGGGAACUCUGAAAAAUAUGAGGACAAAUCAUGAUGUCAGUGAUCUUCAGGUCGGAAGGUUGGAGCUUUAGAAAGAGGCCCGAGUUCCCGAGUUGGAAUACCGAGUUGGAUGACCGUUCAAAACGAUGUUAUAAUAAUUAUUUUUUGAGUUCCCAGUUGUCUUGAACGCACUGAAGUCGGAGAUUUCCGAGAUCCCAGUUGUUUUGAACGCGGCAUCAGAAUGUGUUCUAUGGUACCUCAGGGUUGCCAGCUCAGACCCCCCCACAAACCCCCCUAAAAUGGUUUCAAUCAAUCAAUCAAAAUGUAUUUAUAAAGCCCUUUUUACAUCAGCAGAUGUCACAAAGUGCUAUACAGAAACCCAGCCUAAAACCCCAAACAGCAAGCAAUGCAGAUGUAGAAGCACGGUGGCUAGGAAAAACUCCCUAGAAAGGCAGAAACCUGGGAAGAAACCUAUAGAGGAACCAGGCUCUGAUGGGUGGCCAGUCCCCUUCUGGUUGUGCCGGGUGGAGGUUGCAACAGGUCAGUACAUCAGGAAUAAAUGUCACUUGGCUUUUCAUAGCCGGCCAUUUAGAGGUUGAAAUAGCUGGUGCGGUAGAGAGAGAGAGUUGAAAUCAGCAGGUCUGGGACAAGGUAGCACGUCCGGUGAACAGGUCAGGGUUCCAUAGCCGCAGGCAGAAGAGUGGAAACUGGAGCAGCAGCACGACCAGGUGGACUGGGGACAGUGAGGAGUCAUCAGGCCAGGGAGUCCUGAGGCAUGGUCCUAGGGCUCAGGUCCUCCGGGAUGGGAGGGAGAGAGGGUUUCAUCCCUGUUUAGCUUUCGCACUACAGGUAGGCUAGGUGAUAACAUUUUAUUUGCUUUGUGAUUUGUCAAAAAACGGUAAACAACUUGUCAAGUCAUGUGCUCCGGUUCUUGUAUACACUGUAACAAGUAAAUCAAAGAUUUGUAAUAUGCUGAAAAGUAGCCAAACUAAGUUAAUAUUUUUCAGCCAAUGGGCGCAGCCAUCUUUGACUUUGUUUAUUUGCGUCUUAUAGUGAAUGGUAUUCUGGGAUUAGGGAGUUUUCGCUUGUCUAACAUAAACAAACAUGGUUGCCAUCAUAAAGAAUUUAGCUGUUGUUAGCUUAGCUGACACGCAUCUCUUUUCUAAACGAUAUUACAUUUCUCCCUUGUGCUCACCAGAGAUGUGGUACAUUGUAAACAAGUCUAGCUGUUAGGUCGCUAACUUAUAUUUAGUUUUUUUUCAGUGCAACCUGUUAUUUAGACUAUUUUAUGGAAUGAGUUUGGCUGUGGAUGUGUUCCGUGUGAUGUUUGAAUGAUGAAGUUUGCAUUUAUCUUUUACAAUAAAUUGUGAAAUUGAGGAAUAAAGUUGUGAAGACCUUUAUUUCCCAGCCGUACAAAACAUUGUUUAGAUGCUUUUCAGACAACAAUGCUGUUUAGAUGCGUUUGUUGCAUCAUACGUUCUGUUGCUACUGUUCCAAUCACAUAUUUGUGAUGGUACGCUGCAGGGACCAGUCAACAAUGAUCACAAAUAUGUGAUCGUAUGUGUCAAAGGGUUAACUACCCCCAACUGGUGACUUCAAUAUUCACAUGAUGUCAACAAAUACUAAGUUGUCUUCUUUUCUAUUGUUCUAACUCUCUCUCUCUCUCUCUCUCUCUCUCUCUCUCUCUCUCUCUCUCUCUCUCUCUCUCUCUCUCUCUCUCUCGUCUCUCUCUCUCUCUCUCUCUCUCUCUCUCUCUCUCUCUCUCUCUCUCUCUCUCUCUCUCUCUCUCUCUCUCUCUCUCUCUAGGCAGGGAUGGCUUUGUAUAAGAUCGUUCCUAAGAACCCCUACUACUUCUGGUCUGUCAUGAGUCUGGUCAUGCAGGUAGGCAUGGUCUCUCACUAAAUAUAUAGCUUGAGUGACUGUGUGAGUCUGUCUGUCUGUGUGUGUGACUGUGUGAGUCUGUCUGUGUGUGUGACUGUGUGAGUCUGUCUGUGUGACUGUGAGAGUCUGUCUGUCUAUGUGACUGUGAGAGUCUGUCUGUCUAUGUGACUGUGAGAGUCUGUCUGUAUGUGUGUGUGAGUCUGUCUGUAUGUGUGGCUGUGAGAGUCUGUCGGUAUGUGUGUGUGACUGUGUGAGUCUGUCUGUAUGUGUGACUGUGUGAGUCUGUCUGUCUGUGUGACUGUGAGAGUCUGUCUGUAUGUGUGUGUGACUGUGAGUCUGUCUGUAUGUGUGUGUGAGUCUGUCUGUAUGUGUGGCUGUGAGAGUCUGUCGGUAUGUGUGUGUGUGACUGUGUGAGUCUGUCUGUAUGUGUGACUGUGUGAGUCUGUCUGUCUGUCUGUGUGACUGUGAGAGUCUGUCUGUAUGUGUGUGUGACUGUGUGAGUCUGUCUGUAUGUGUGACUGUGAGAGUCUGUCUGUAUGUGUGUGUGACUGUGUGUGUUUCAGGCCAUCUCUGCGCAGGAUGAGAAGUUGGCCCAGACCAUGUUCUUGCCCCUGGCUGAACGCAUGGUGGAGAAGAUGGUCAAGGAGGAGAAGAUCGAGGCUGAGGCAGAGGUGCAACUGUACUUUAUGAUCCUGGAGCGGCUGGGGAAGUGUGUGGAGGCUCUGGACGUGGUCCGCGGUCCACUGGGAGGUAAGAGUGGACAGAGAUUUUGUGUGUGAGACACUCGGAGAGCAGAUUUGUGCAGCUUCUGGGUUGUUUGCUGUGUGACUUGUUCGCUGUGUGACUUGUUCAUGUCUUUCUACCCACUCUGUGUAUGUUUGCGGUCUCAUAGAGAAGUUGACCAGUGAAUUGCAGAGCAGGGAGAAUAAGUGUAUGAUGAUGUACCAACGACUGCAGCUCUGGCCUGAAUGCAAUGCUCUGUCCUACAAGCUACUGCUCAAAAAGUGAGUAAACACAUUCAUAUACAAACUCACAUUUAUGCACACACUUCAGCAUUGCUCUUACGUAGUUGGUCUUGAUCUCGCUCUCUCUCUCUCUCGCUCUCUCUCUCUCUCUCUCUCUCUCUCUCUCUCUCUCUUCUCUCUACAGUCCUGAUGAUUGGCAGUUCUAUCUCUCCUACUUUGACUCUCUUUUCCAUCUGAUGGACAAGUCCUGGAGCCUACCUAAGGAAGAAGAGUAGUGAGUACUGUGUGUGUCAGGGUUUCCGUUAGGAAAAUGUGGCGCCGGACAAUGUGACAUUUACGUUUACAUUUACGUCAUUUAGCAGACACUCUUAUCCAGAGCGACUUACAAAUUGGUGCAUUCAACUUAUGAUAGCCAGUGGGACAACCACCCUAUUUUUAUUUUUUUAUGGUGGGGGAGGGGGGGUAGAAGGAUUACUUUUAUACUAUUCCAGGUAUUCCUUAAAGAGGUAGGGUUUCAAGUGUCUCCGGAAGGUGGUCAGUGACUCCGCUGUCCUGGCGUCGUGGGGGAGCUUGUUCCACCAUUGGGGUGCCAGAGCAGCGAAUAGUUUUGACUGGGCUGAGUGGGAACUGUGCUUCCGUAGAGGUAGGGGGGCUAGCAGGCCAGAGGUGGAUGAACGUAGUGCCCUCGUUUGGGUGGAGGGUCUGAACAGAGCCUGAAGGUAAGGAGGUGCCGUUCUCCUCACAGCUCCGUAGGCAAGCACCAUGGUCUUGUAGUAGAUGCAAGCCUCAACUGGAAGCCAGUGGAGUGUGCGGAGGAGCGGGGUGACAUGAGAGAACUUGGGAAGGUUGAACACCAGACGGGCUGCAGCGUUCUGGAUAAGCUGUAGUGGUUUAAUGGCACAGGCAGGGAGCCCAGCCAACAACGAGUUGCAGUAAUCUAGACGGGAGAUGACAAGUGCCUGGAUUAGGACCUGUGCCGCUUUCUGUGUAAGGUAGGGUCGUACUCUGCGAAUGUUGUAGAGCAUGAACCUGCAGGAUCGGGUCACCGCUUUGAUGUUAGCGAAGAACGACAGGGUGUUGUCCAGGGUCACGCCAAGGUUCUUUGCACUCUGGGAGGAGUACACAAUGGAGUUGUCAACCGUGAUGGCGAGAUCAUGGAGCGGGCAGUCCUUCUCCGGGAGGAAGAGCAGCUCCGUCUUGCCGAGGUUCAGCUUGAGGUGAUGAUCCGACAUCCACACUGAUAUGUCUGCCAGACAUGCAGAGAUGCGAUUCGCCACCUGGUUAUCAGAAGGGGGAAAGGAGAAAAUUAAUUGUGACCAGGAAGCUUUUAAUUUAUCGGCCAUUUGAGAAAUUUACCGGACCCAUUAGGGCGUCCACCCACGGUGCUCAGAAUGACAGAAAUCACAUUUAGAUUAUGGUAAUGCAACUUAACAGAACAUUCAAUUCCUGUAAUGAAGCAGCCAAUAAAACGUCAUUUUCAAACAUUUGCCAAAAUGCAAUUUGUGGGAAAACUCCAUUCUAAACAGCGCACCCGAUGAGAGCGGUUCCAUAUGUGAUAGAGAUGAAAAUCUCCAUUAGAAACAUAGAAAGAGGGGGAAUCUAAAGAUGCAACAACUAGGAUGGGUUGCUAAUAUGACUAGGACUGUGCCUUUGGCUUCUGGACAAUGAAAGAAAGUUGAUACAGUGAGGGGAAAAAAGUAUUUGAUCCCCUGCUGAUUUUGUACGUUUGCCCACUGACAAAGACAUGAUCAGUCUAUAAUUUUAAUGCUAGGUUUAUUUGAACAGUGAGAGACAGAAUAACAACAACAAAAAUCCAGAAAAAUGCAUGUUAAAAAUUGAUUUGCAUUUUAAUGAGGGAAAUAAGUAUUUGACCCCUCUGCAAAACAUGACUUAGUACUUGGUGGCAAAACCCUUGUUGGCAAUCACAGAGGUCAGACGUUUCUUGUAGUUGGUCACCAGGUUUGCACACAUCUCAGGAGGGAUUUUGUUCCACUCUUUGCAGAUCUUCUCCAAGUCAUUAAGGUUUCGAGGCUGACGUUUGGCAACUCGAACCUUCAGCUCCCUCCACAGAUUUUCUAUGGGAUUAAGGUCUGGAGACUGGCUAGGCCACUCCAGGACCUUAAUGUGCUUCUUCUUGAGCCACUCCUUUGUUGCCUUGGCCGUGUGUUUUGGAUCAUUGUCAUGCUGGAAUACCCAUCCACGACCCAUUUUCAAUUCCCUGGCUGAGGGAAGGAGGUUCUCACCAAAGAUUUGACGGUACAUGGCCCCGUCCAUCGUCCCUUUGAAGUUGUCCUGUCCCCUUAGCAGAAAAACACACCCAAAGCAUAAUGUUUCCACCUCCAUGUUUGACGGUGGGGAUGGUGUUCUUGGGGUCAUAGGCAGCAUUCCUCCUCCUCCAAACACGGCGAGUUGAGUUGAUGACAAAGAGCUCGAUUUUGGUCUCAUCUGACCAUCACCCAGUUCUCCUCUGAAUCAUUCAGAUGUUCAUUGGCAAACUUCAGACGGCCCUGUAUAUGUGCUUUCUUGAGCAGGGGGACCUUGCGGGAGCUGCAGGAUUUCAGUCCUUCACGGCGUAGUGUGUUACCAAUUGUUUUCUUGGUGACUAUGGUCCCUACUGCCUUGAGAUCAUUGACAAGAUCCUCCCGUGUAGUUCUGGGCUGAUUCCUCACCGUUCUCAUGAUCAUUGCAACUCCACGAGGUGAGAUCUUGCAUGGAGCCCCAGGCCGAGGGAGAUUGACAGUUAUUUUGUGUUUCUUCCAUUUGCGAAUAAUCGCACCAACUGUUGUCACCUUCUCACCAAGCUGCUUGGCGAUGGUCUUGUAGCCCAUUCCAGCCUUGUGUAGGUCUACAAUCUUGUCCCUGACAUCCUUGGAGAGCUCUUUGGUCUUGGCCAUGGUGGAGAGUUUGGAAUCUGAUUGAUUGUUCUGUGGACAGGUGUCUUUUAUACAGGUAACAAGCUGAGAUUAGGAGCACUCCCUUUAAGAGUGUGCUCCUAAUCUCAGCUCGUUACCUGUAUAAAAGACACCUGGGAGCCAGAAAUCUUUCUGAUUGAGAGGGGGUCAAAUACUUAUUUCCCUCAUUAAAAUGCAAAUAAAUGUAUAACAUUUUUGACAUGCGUUUUUCUGGAUUUUUUUGUUGUUAUUCUGUCUCUCACUGUUCAAAUAAACCUACCAUUAAAAUUAUAGACUUAUUUCUUUGUCAGUGGGCAAACGUACAAAAUCAGCAGGGGAUCAAAUACCUUUUUCCCUCACUGUAUGAAAACCAAUAGAACAGGAGAGAAAUGGCACAUGAGGAAGUCUUUCAUUGGCGGUGCAUCCAAAAGGUUAUACUCCUGUCUAUACAUAAAUAAAAUCAUUCAAAAUACUUCACCAGAAAGCAUGACAUCCACAGAGGAAUCGAUGAUCAUUAGCUUUAAAAACAAUAAAAUAGCUGUGGACUGUUAGAAAUCACAAGCUUGUAGGACUAUGCCUAUUUGCAAGGCCGCAAUUUGGGCAGAACGCGUGGCAAUAGGCCUGGCUAAUUAUUGAGUUGCGGCUGUCAGUGAAAAGCAUCUAAAAUAUGUGUAUAGAUUGUGUCUUGAGUAUAAUUAAAAAAUGAUGAGGCAAGAAGGCGAGGGAGGGGUGUGUUGCGAAGAUAUAGGGGAGUCUCUCACCAGAAUGGCUCAGAUGUCUCCCUCCAAUUCUUGCACAUUCAUUGUUUCAUUGUGUAAAUUGUUUGUCCUUUGUUUAUUUUGAUCAAUUCCCCAUCACCAGUAGUAAUGAGGAAUUUAUAAAAAGAGUAGCUUAAGUCAAGACAUAUAGAAAGGGAUGCAGACAGGCUGAGUAGAGAGAUUAAUGCAAUUGAAAAAACCUGAAUUUAUCAGAUUUUCUGUUUUUAUUUGUAGACUUAAUGUUUUUGAACUUAGUUGACAAUGGAAGUAAUAGGCCUACUGCUGCAUUGGCCUAUAGGCUUUGAGUUCUAUGCGCUCAUUUCUUUAGCAGCCAAUGGAUCACGGUGUAUCAAUGUGUCCAUAUGGUAGAGGCUGCUGCUCUCGCAUUAGUUGAAUUUUUAACUUUUUUAUUUUUAUCAUUUUAAUUCAGAUUUGUAUGAUUAACCAUGUGACAAUGAUUCUGAGAAACGAAAACGUUAUUAUUGAAAUGCGCAAAUGAAAAUCAUAACUGGCACGCAGAUCGGUAGAAAUGUUAGGAGAAUAAAUUGCUUCCCCAAACUUGAAACUCACGCGCCGCCUAUGAAAUCUUUAUAAAAUAAUUGCCUCCACGUUUCCAGGGUCGGAUUUGCCUAUAGACUACUUUGAAGCAAGGUAAGACAUGCCUCAUAAUAUAAAGUAAAACAUUCAGGUUUCAAACAAUUAAGUAGGCCUAUGUUUUCAAAAUGCAUAGGCCCUAAUGCCUCCAGCUCACAUUUUUAAAGGGGAGGUGACAAGCUGAUAGCCUGUUGCUUGCACUUGAAUGGUGAAUGGGAGGCGCUCUUCAAUUAGGCGGUAAUAAAGUUGAGAAAUAAAAAUAGUAAGCCAAGCUGUUUUUAAUUGUGCACAAGAACUGUUUUUAACACGUGACUGCAUUUAGAAUUGUUGUGCAAUGAAUGGGCUUAUAAAAGCAUGUUUUCCUCCAGCAGCAACCAGCUGAGGAGCAGCAGGACAAACCCCCUCAGAAUAGGCUCUGAAUGCUGUGCGCGUCUGAUAGUUGUGUUGGAUAAAUAAGAUGGGCUACUUGAUGAUUAACGAAAAUACACAUAUGCCAAUUUAAUUCCACUAGUUUAUGCAAAUUCCACUAUAUUAUGCAAAUUAACCUAUAGACCGAUAAGCAUGACGAUCAAAUGUAUUUCCAUCGACUGGUAUUUCCGUCAAUGAAUAGAAAGCUAUUUUUUAUUUCUUUUUUUUGAUCAUUUUGGCCGGCAAAAGUUUUUAUUGGCCAAAAGCCGGCAAUUGCCGGCUAACGGAAACCCUGGUGUGUGAGGGUGUGUGAGGGUGUGUGAGUGAGAAAAUAUUAUAUAAUAGCGGACUAUUAGAAGAGGCCAUUGCUUGUUAGAGAUUCUGCUCUUGUAUAAGAGAAGAGAUGGACUGAUCAAACAAAGAACCUGACUAUCUCGUCUGCCUCCCCCUUCUCUCUAGCUGUGUGGAGGGUCCAGUGCAGACCACGGUGGCAGAGGCAGUGAAGUUUGUGGUGGACAGGAUGGAGGAGCAGGACAAGAAGGAGUCUCGUCCUCUCAGAGGGCCCUACCUGGCCUGCCUGGAGCUCAUACACAGACUGAGACAGAGGGGCUGUCCUGAUGAGCACGAGCUAGGUACAGACACACACACACACACACACAGACACCAGUGCUGCUGUUAUUUUUUGGAACUCUGUUCAAUUAUUUGAAUUCCAUUUGGUUCGUUUUUUUUCCUGUGAGCUCGAUGCACAGUUUCUCUAGAGAUAAAUCAGAUCAAGCCCGAACUGUGCGAUGUAGUAGGGAGUUUCCAACAAGCCAAUAUUCUACAUUUAGUUUAGCGCAGAAAAGGUGGUAAUUAACUACAAUGACCAUAAUCCAUUGCACGCCCGCCUACUCGUCCGAUCUGUGUGGAGCUUAUUAUACCUCAGUGGUGUGGAGCAGACACAGAGACGGAGAGAGGCGAGAACACGCGAUCCAGAGGGAUAGAAAGCAGUUGCUUCGCGAGGAGAUCUCUACCUGAAGCUACUGCACAUGAUCUAAGUGAUUCAUAUUUCAGAAAAGUAUGCCUUAUUUACUUUGAAGAACUACUAAAGUAGUAAUUUUGUCAGACAGCAUAGGCAGCAGCUCUAUAGAGAUGAGAUGAUGACUUGGAAUGAAAUAUUAAAGUAAUGUGAAUAAAUGCUAGUUAAUAAGUGAUAAGCAGUAAUGGGCAGUCACUACCAUCAUGGGACUUUUAUUCAAACUAAUAGUUAGAUUCUGUGUUAUAGCAUUCAACCCUCAUAGUGCAUUUAAUAAUUGAACCGAAACCAAACCGACCUCAAAAAGCACUAAUCUCUCAGCACCAACGCACACACCACAGUUGCCUCUGCACACACCACAGUUGCCUCUGCACACACCACAGUUGCCUCUGCACACACCACAGUUGCCUCUGCACACACCACAGUUGCCUCGGCACACACCACAGUUGCCUCUGCACACACCACAGUUUCCUUGGCACACACCACAGUUGCCUCUGCACACACCACAGUUUCCUUGGCACACACCACAGUUGCCUCUGCACACACCACAGUUGCCUCUGCACACACCACAGUUGCCUCUGCACACACCACAGUUUCCUCUGCACACACCACAGUUUCCUUGGCACACACCACAGUUUCCUUGGCACACACCACAGUUUCCUUGGCACACACCACAGUUGCCUCUGCACACACCACAGUUGCCUCUGCACACACCACAGUUGCCUCUGCACACACCACAGUUUCCUCGGCACACACCACAGUUUCCUCGGCACACACCACAGUUGCCUCUGCACACACCACAGUUUCCUCGGCACACACCACAGUUGCCUCUGCACACACCACAGUUGCCUCUGCACACAACACAGUUGCCUCUGCACACACCACAGUUUCCUCGGCACACACCACAGUUUCCUCGGCUGUUGACUGUUUGCGUUGUGUUUUUAUUGGUGGUUGUCUACAGGUGAUCCGUUGGAGUUGAUGGUUCAGUUCUUUGGGAAGUUUGGAGACAAACCCUGCUGUAUUACAGACCUGAAGAUAUACCUACACCUACUGCCCCCUGAGCAACACACACAGGUACACACACACACAGGUACACACACACACACCUGCAGAAUACCACCAGUAGUGGGAAUCGAUCACCAAGCCCCUGAUGAGUUUGACAUGAUAAUAUCAAUUUUGCUCUUCUCCUAUUCUCUCUCUUCCUCUCGUCCUCCCUGUAGUUUAAAAACCGUCUGGGGGAGUUGGUUCCGUUGGGGGAGGUGGGGGAGGAUGGCUUUGGGUUUCCGGGGGAUACGAAGGCGUUACAGAGACACCUGUGUGUGUGUCAGCUGAGCCGGGCGCUGGGACUGCAACACGCUCUGGACACAGAGGGCAAACUACGCCUCAUCACAGAACUCAAAGCCCACUACCACCACGGACUACAGUUUGGUAAGGACAGCAGCACUCCUCUAUCUCUCCUUCUCUCUCUUACUACCACUAUGGGCUACAGUUUGGUAAGGACAGCCAUUCUAUCGGGCUAUCUUUAUCCAUCCCUUUCAGUCUAUCCAUCCAAAAUUGGAUGCAUCUAGCUUACAAAACUGCUGGAAGAGAUGCAAUGACAAUUUUGCGAAGAACCAGAAAAUAGUUUGUCUGACUAAUGUGUGUGUGUGUAACAGGGAAGUCGUGUCUGAAGACAGAGCUCCAGUUCUCUGAUAUGUACUGUCUCAUGGUCGCUCACGUCUACAUCGACCUCUGGACAGAAACUGGUGAGUCAUUGUCUCUCUUUCUCUCCAUCUACCUUCCUUCUCUUUCUGCCUCUUUCUCUUAUUCUCUCUCUCUGCCUUCUCACUUGCUCUCUCUCUCUUUCUCUCUCUCUGCCUCUUUCUCUCGGUCUCUCUCUCUGUGUUUGUUAACAUACUGUGUGUGUGUGUCUGUGCGUGUUAGGCGAUGAGAACAUGCUGUGGCAGUGUCUAGGUGUGUUAGAGGAGGGUUUGUCCUUCAGCCCCUCCAACGCUCAGUUCAAACUACUGCUGCUGCUGCUGUUCUGUCGCCUGGGAGCCUUCCAGCCCGUAGUGGACCUCUACUCCAGCCUGGAUGCCAAGCACGUACAGCAUGACACCAUAGGGUGGGUCUAUAGUACACACACAAGUUUUACUAUCCUUGUUGGGAGCUAAAAUAGAUUUCCCCGCAAAAUCCUAUUUUCCCCUAACUCCUUACAAUAAACCUAACACCUAAUUCUAACCCAAAUUGUAACCCUAAACCUAACCCCUAAGCCUAAAAUAGCCUUUGUCCUCAAGGGAGACCUGGGAAAUGUCCCCACGAGGGAGAAUUGUCCUUGUUUUACUAUCCAUGUGGGGGACUUUUGGGGACUUCCGGUGCCCACGGGGAUAGUAACACACACAGACCAGGGUUUCCAUUAGCCGGUAAUAGCCAGCUUUUGGCCCCCCAAAAAAAUGAAAAGCCGAUUUUAAAUAUAAUUGGAGCUGGCCAAUUAUAAAAUCCCAUUGAGAAAUAAUGCAUUUUAGCCUAUUCAUUGAUUGAAAAGCCAAGCUGUUUUUAAUUGUGCAAUAAAACAGUUUUUAACAGGUGAUUGUAUUUAGGGCGGCAGGUAUCUUAGUGGUUAAGAGCGUUGUGCCAGUAACCGAAAGGUCGCUGGUUCUAAUCCCUGAGCCGACUAGGUGAAAAAUCUGUCGAUGUGCCCUUGAGCAAGGCACUUAACCCUAAUUGCUCAUGUAAGUCGCUCUGGAUAAGAGCAUCUGCUAAAUGACUAAAAUGUAAAAUGUUGUGCAAUGAAUGGGCUUAUAAAAGCAUGUUUUACUCCAGCAGCAACCAGCUGAUUUCUCCUGCAGCUCCUCAGCUUGUUGCUACUGGAGGAAAACGUGCUAAAAUGCAUUAUUUCUCAAUGGGACUUUAUAAUUGGCCAGCUCCAAUUAUAUUUAAAAUCGGCUUUUCAUUUUUUGGGGGGGCCAAAAGCUGGCUAUUACCGGCUAAUGGAAACCCUGGUCUGUGUGUGUUACUAUCCCCGUGGGCACCGGAAGUCCCCAAAAGUCCCCACUGUUCAAUGCAGCGUGUAGUGACUUAGAGUAGGCCUAGGAUAUAGCCUGUAUCAGGGUAGCCUACUCUGCUGACACUGACAAACAGAUCAAUAAAAACGACCUUGUCUGAUCCAUAUAAUCGGCCUACUAAAAGGGGAGACACAAAUACAAUAUGACGUCCAUCUAACCUGGAGGAGGAAAUUAUUGUCCAAAAACAAACAAAAGUGUCACUGACACAAAGACAGUGAAUAUGCACACUCACCGGGGAUAUGGCUAAUGUUCUCUGCUGGUGCCAAUAAGAUCGCUCAAUUAAGUUGAGAAUUUUGAUAACUAAAAGACAGAUUGGAGUCUUUUCAUUGUUAUCGCUUUACAGCAAUAGCCAUUUGUUUUCCAAACAGUUUUUCUGCGAUUGUAUUUUAAAAAUUGCGAUAUGCCUGGCUGGGUCUCUCUGCUUUUCACUGACAGUCGCAUCUCAACAAUCAUCUAUUUGGUAUUUGCAGCACGCUGCCCAAAUUGCAGGCCCUUCCGACUGUAGUCUAUGCGAUUUAAAAACAAUCCACAUCUUAUUUUUGUUGUAUAAAAAAAAAAAAAAAAAGAAGCUAAUGAUCCUCUGUGGCCAAAUCAUGCUCUCUGGUGUAGUAGCCUAUUUUUUAAUGAUUAUAUUUAUUUCUGUAUAGACAGGAGUAAGCUAAUUAGGCUAUAUAAUUUUGGCAAUUUACUUUAGGGAAAGCUUCCCCUAGCCUUAUAAACGCGCCACCUAUGUAUUCUAACGUCUUACAAUUGCUCAUCGGAAUUCGGUAAAAAUUACGCAUGCCGUUGCAUGUUCUGUUAAGAUGAAUUACCAUAAACUAAAUGUGAUUUCUGUCAUUCUGAGAACUGUGGGUGGACGUCCUAAUCAUGUUACGCAACCAUUUUUGGUCCGUAAAUUAAAAUGCUGCAGGUCAAAUGUCCGUGCCACAUUUUCCUGAUGGAAACCCUAACACACACGCACAUUAUGAUACAAUACAAUAGGAUUACCAUAACCAAUGCACUAAUCCUUCUAUUCUUUCCUCUCUCCCAGGUAUCUGUUAACUCGUUAUGCAGGGUCGUUGGGGCAGUUUGCUGCAGCCUCCCAGUCCUGUAACUUCUCCCUUAGGUUUUUCCACUCCAACCAGAAAGAUGUGAGUCCCUGUCGCAUCUAAAUGUGUCCUAAAUAUGUCCUAUAUUCUGAUGAAUAGUAUUUUCUCACCUCGUCUUCCUUGUUUCUUUUCUCUACUCCCCCAGACCUCAGAGUACAUCAUCCAGGCCUAUAAGUACGGAGCGUUUGAGAAAAUCCCAGAAUUCAUAGCGUUUAGAACCCGGCUCAACCAAUCGCUGCACUUCGCUCAGGUCCGCACCGAGAGGAUGUUACUGGACCUGUACACCGAGGCUGACAUGUGAGUACCCAAACACACACACACACACACACACACACACACACACCCCUGUAACAUAUUCCUAUGUUGUUCCAGCGCAUCAAGUCUGGAGGAGAGUGUGAAGGCGAUGGGUGUGUGUCCUGAGGAGGAUGACAUUCCCUGGGACAACAUGAGGGACAACAGAGACUUGACUGUCCUCUUCAGCUGGGACCCCAAGGACAGGUACACACACACACACACACACACACACACACACACAGUUCACAACAUACAGUGGGGGAAAAAAGUAUUUAGUCAGCCACCAAUUGUGCAAGUUCUCCCACUUAAAAAGAUGAGAGAGGCCUGUAAAUUUCAUCAUAGGUACACGUCAACUAUGACAGACAAAAUGAGAAAAAAAAUCCAGAAAAUCACAUUGUAGGAUUUUUAAUGAAUUUAUUUGCAAAUUAUGGUGGAAAAUAAGUAUUUGGUCAAUAACAAAAGUUUCUCAAUACUUUGUUAUAUACCCUUUGUUGGCAAUGACACAGGUCAAACAUUUUCUGUAAGUCUUCACAAGGUUUUCACACACUGUUGCUGGUAUUUUGGCCCAUUCCUCCAUGCAGAUCUCCUCUAGAGCAGUGAUGUUUUGGGCAACACAGACUUUCAACUCCCUCCAAAGAUUUUCUAUGGGGUUGAGAUCUGGAGACUGGCUAGGCCACUCCAGGACCUUGAAAUGCUUCUUACGAAGCCACUCCUUCGUUGCCCGGGCGGUGUGUUUGGGAUCAUUGUCAUGCUGAAAGACCCAGCCACGUUUCAUCUUCAAUGCCCUUGCUGAUGGAAGGAGGUUUUCACUCAAAAUCUCACGAUACAUGGCCCCAUUCAUUCUUUCCUUUACACGGAUCAGUCGUCCUGGUCCCUUUGCAGAAAAACAGCCCCAAAGCAUGAUGUUUCCACCCCCAUGCUUCACAGUAGGUAUGGUGUUCUUUGGAUGCAACUCAGCAUUCUUUGUCCUCCAAACACGACGAGUUGAGUUUUUACCAAAAAGUUCUAUUUUGGUUUCAUCUGACUAUAUGACAUUCUCCCAAUCCUCUUCUGGAUCAUCCAAAUGCACUCUAGCAAACUUCAGACGGGCCUGGACAUGUACUGGCUUAAGCAGGGGGACACGUCUGGCACUGCAGGAUUUGAGUCCCUGGCGGCGUAGUGUGUUACUGAUGGUAGGCUUUGUUACUUUGGUCCCAGCUCUCUGCAGGUCAUUCACUAGGUCCCCCCGUGUGGUUCUGGGAUUUUUGCUCACCGUUCUUGUGAUCAUUUUGACCCCACGGGGUGAGAUCUUGCGUGGAGCCGCAGAUCGAGGGAGAUUAUCAGUGGUCUUGUAUGUCUUCCAUUUCCUAAUAAUUGCUCCCACAGUUGAUUUCUUCAAACCAAGCUGCUUACCUAUUGCAGAUUCAGUCUUCCCAGCCUGGUGCAGGUCUACAAUUUUGUUUCUGGUGUCCUUUGACAGCUCUUUGGUCUUGGCCAUAGUGGAGUUUGGAGUGUGACUGUUUGAGGUUGUGGACAGGUGUCUUUUAUACUGAUAACAAGUUCAAACAGGUGCCAUUAAUACAGGUAACGAGUGGAGGACAGAGGAGCCUCUUAAAGAAGAAGUUACAGGUCUGUGAGAGCCAGAAAUCUUGCUUGUUUGUAGGUGACCAAAUACUUAUUUUCCACCAUUUGCAAAUAAAUUCAUUAAAAAUCCUACAAUGUGAUUUUCUGGAUUUAUUUUUCUCAAUUUGUCUGUCAUAGUUGACGUGUACCUAUGAUGAAAAUUACAGGCCUCUCUCAUCUUUUUAAGUGGGAGAACUUGCACAAUUGGUGGCUGACUAAAUACUUUUUCCCCCCACUGUAUUUACCCAUGACAGUCUGUAAAAAUGUGUGUGUGUGUUCCAGGGAGCUGACUGAGGAGCAUCGUCAUCUGUCUCUAGAGGAGGAGUCGGUCUGGUUGAAGGUUCGAUCUCUCACGCUCCGCCUCCUCGCCUCAUUGGCUCUGCUCGGACACGCCCCCUCGUCACGGAACUCUGAUAAGACCAAUGAGAAUGGUGUAUCAGCCAAAAGCUCCACUCUCCUGACCCUCCUCUCCCAGCUAGACCAGACGCUACAGACCGCAGCCCAGAUCACAGAGAAACAGACACAGGUACACACAUACACACUUCACCAAUAAAUGUAUAAUGUAAUAUAUGCUAAUUGGCUUAUCUAAAGCAACUUUCAUCAGUGAGCGCAUACAUUUUCAUAUGGGUGGCCCCAGCAUGAAUCGAACCCACGACCCUGGCACCAUGCUCUUACCAACUGAGCCACGCAGGACCACUAACUGUUGUUGUGUUGUUCCAGUACCCAUUCCUGGGCCCUCCCUCCUCCCGCCUGGCCUCUGCUCUGUCUAGUGGCAGCUGUCACUGUCAGGCCUCUGCUCUGCAACUAGCACUGACUCUUCAGGAACUAGAGACCACUGGACUGGGUAAGACGGGGAGAUGGGGAGGGAUUGGGAGAGAGAGGGAUGUAGGGUUCCGUACCACUGGCCUCCAACCAUCUGUCCAUCUACAGAAGCAGCAGGACUGGGAAGGAGAGAGAGAUGGAGGAAGAGAGGGAUGUGGGACGGGUAUAUGAGAGGGUGGGGAAGUGGGAGGAGUAAUAGAGAGGGGAAGAGGAGAAAGGAUGUCAUGUUCUUUAUAAUUUCUCUCUCCAGACGACUCGUCAGAACUCCAAACCCAGAUCUGUAACUCCUUCAAAUCAUUAAUAGUACAACUAGAAGGUAAGACAUCAGACUUCUUUAAAGAUGACAACAGGUCCAUGGUAAUAAUGACAGUGUAGUCAGCCACAGGAGAUAUCAUUGCUUCAGGUUGCUAGUCGAGUUAUCACUGGUGUAGUGGAUCCUUCUUAUUCCCCAUGCUGAUCUGUGCCCUCCCUCCCUCCCCUCCCCUCUCUCCAUCCAGAGAUGUUAUCCAGAUGUAAAGGAGAAGUGUUAGAGAUGAAAGACAGCAGAUUGAAGACCCAGCCCUCCCUGCUAGAAACACUGGUCUUCUUCGUCGAGGUCAGUGUAUUACACUUAGUCACAUUAAAUAUAUAUCACUAAAACAUUGCUAAAAUGUAAAUGUAUUAUAAUAUGAAAUAUUGCAGAUGCACAGCAACUGUGUGUGUAAUACGUGGUGAUGUGUCUCCUGGUCAGACGGUGUGUGUGGUGCUGUGGGUGACCAGUUACUCUGCCAGCGUCCUGCGACCGCUCAAGUCCAGCCUACAGAAGAAGAAGAAGAAGAGAAAGGACACCAGCACGGCCAUGGUACACACUCACUACCGUCAUCCUCCCCUUGUCCUCGUACAACCCUUCUCUGGCAAUAACUCGUUGCCCCCUUCCUCUGUCCCUGUAGCCAGUGGUGUUGUGUGGCUUCCAGGAGUGGACAGGCAGCCUGCAGGGCGUUGUGACCCAGGCUCUGGAUCACGUGAAGGGGCAGGAGGCCAGCCUGACGGCCCUCAAACUAGCAGCACUCACCUUGGAGGAGGGACACGCACAGACACAGGUUGGUAGGGCUGGGUGGGUGGGUAGCUAGCUGUGUGUAUGUACAGAUUUGUGCCUAAGCAUUUACUUAGUUUCUUUAAUUCAUAGCAUGUUUCUUUCUCUUCUUACUCUCCCCCUUAUGUAUUUUUCUGUCUCUCUCCUACCCUCUCUCUCCCAGGAGGAGUGUGGGUUCACCAGAGCAGCCAUGGACAAGGUUCAGAGUAGUUAUCUUGGCUCGCUGCAGGAGCUGGGAGAUCUACUGAGGAAGAGAGCUGAUUCGCUGAAGAGCCUCAAGAUCUGACCCACCAUCACCCUUCAAUCAACAUUGUCAUACCUAACUAUCACUAUUAUACUGGAUCACCCCAUCAUCUAACUCCACCCCCACACAGCGCCGUCUCCCCCUGCUCCUCUCAAAGGAGGUCUGCCUGCCACCAACACACCAUCUCUUUCACUUCAUCCCUCUCCCUUUCCACAUAUCCCUCGCUCUGGGUGUCUCUUUAUAUAACAGGACUCUAUCCCUCCCUCCCUUUCUUCAUCUCUCACCGUGAGAACCAUCACUGCUCUCUCAGCAAAGAACCACAGAUAUUUCCAGUUUAUUAUAUGUGA
Molecule: messenger RNA, 21526 nt
Organism: Coregonus sp. 'balchen'
Lineage: Eukaryota; Metazoa; Chordata; Actinopteri; Salmoniformes; Salmonidae
Source: the annotation of a GenBank genome assembly